Molecule: messenger RNA, 1860 nt
Organism: Colletotrichum higginsianum IMI 349063
Lineage: Eukaryota; Fungi; Ascomycota; Sordariomycetes; Glomerellales; Glomerellaceae
Product: Ab-hydrolase associated lipase region
Exons: 4
Coding region: 1-1860 (619 amino acids)
Source: RefSeq, a predicted model, not a curated record
AUGGCCAUCCCUUUCAUCGGCCGACUCAACAUCGUAGAAUAUGUCGCUUUGGUGGGGUCGUUCCUCCUGGUUGGACUCGAGGCCAUUAUCCGCGUCCUGACCUUGGCUCUACCCAUCUCAACGUCCGUGAGAGACGCAUCCGACUUUGUGGACCUCUGCCGGCUGUACGGAUAUGAAGCCGAAGAGCAUGUGCUGCAAACCAAAGAUGGUUACCUCCUUGGCCUCCACCGGCUGGCUUGGAAAAAGGGAGAGGAGGGGCAGAAGGUCAACAGCGGGCCGGGAAGUUUGAAGAAGAAGGUCUUGUAUCUUCACCAUGGUCUUCUUAUGAACUCGGAAGUCUGGGUCUGCUUGACCGACGAGCGGCGGUGUCUUCCAUUUGUCCUUGCCGAGCAGGGCUAUGACGUUUGGCUUGGCAACAACCGUGGCAACAAGUAUUCAAAGAAGUCGGUACACCACUCGCCCAAGUCGCCCGGGUUCUGGAAUUUCUCCAUCGACGAGUUUGCUUUCCACGACAUCCCAGACAGCAUUGCCUACAUUCUGGAGACGACGGAGCAGGAGAGCUUGUCGUACAUUGGAUUCUCUCAGGGGACUGCGCAGGCCUUCGCUACCCUUGCCAUUCACCCAAAGCUCAACCAGCAAGUCAACGUCUUCAUCGCCUUGGCACCGGCCAUGUCUCCCGCCGGUCUUUCUAAUGGAAUCGUCGACGCCUUGAUCAAGGCUUCGCCCCAGGUCUUGUUCCUCCUAUUCGGCCGCCGAUCCAUUCUCAGUUCAGCCACCAUGUGGCAGUCCAUUCUUUACCCGCCCAUCUUUGUUAGAGUCAUUGAUAUGGGCCUUUCCUUUCUAUUCAAUUGGCAGACGAAGAACAUCUCCCUCAGCCAAAAGCUCGCCGCGUAUCCUCACCUCUACUCUUUUACUAGCACGAAGAGUGUGGUCCACUGGUUCCAAAUCAUUCGGAAUAAGUCUUUCCAGAUGUACGACGACGACGUCCAUCCGCCUGUCUCGAUUAGUUCCUCGAGCAAGUACACCAAGGUAGCGAAGUACCCCACGCGCAACAUUAAGACGCCCAUCGUUCUCGUGUACGGCGGCAGCGACUCGCUGGUUGACAUCAAGGUCAUGCUCAAGGAACUCCCGUCCCAGACCGUGGCCACCGAGAUCCCCCACUACGAACAUCUUGACUUUCUGUGGGGACGCGAUGUUGACGCCCAGGUCUUCCCUCACGUAUUUGAUGCCCUCGACAGCUUCACGGGUGCUUUGCAUACGAAGGAGGAAUACGACCGGUACCAGCUCGCGAGACAAGAGAGUCUGCUGGGCUCCGGUAACGCUUACAAGAAGCACGGGUACAAGGGCAGCGAUGUUUCUGUUAGUGAGUCCUCAAACACGGUGGACGAGGGACACAAUGGCAACGGCAACGGCAACGGCAACGACAACGGAAACGGUCUCGAGACUCCUGUCUCCCAAAACAAGACUCGAGACCGCCCCUCAGCAAUUCCCUCGCCGUUUGGCACCACCAGGAUGCGGACCCCCUACUCCCAAGUGGUACAGGACGACGAAUCGCCGUCGCCGUCUCCGGAUCGGCCUGAGAGCCGUGCGAACGAGGGAGAAGAGAGGCCAGAUAGCUCACUGGAUACUCGCGAGUCACCCACGGCCAAGCUCAAGGGCAUCGGCGUCCGGCGCGGAAGUGGAGGAAGCCAUCUGAGCCUGGAUAGCAUGCGCGAGGGCCGAGGAAUAAGCCUCGGCACGAGCAAGGCUCUGGGAGGCGUGGUAACCAAGAGUGCGAUCGAUGCCAAGGGGCUGGGGAAUACAGGCGUGGAUGAGAACAAGAGUGCGAAGAAGAAGAAGCGGGUGACGGUCGCGCCAUAG